GGGAGGCGGACGGACGGGGACGGUGGCGGGGAGCGGGAUUCGAUCCCGGCUCCCGUAGCGGCCGGGGCCGGGGGAGCCAGAGGCGGCGGAAGGGAGACGCCGUCCGGAGGAGCGCCGUGGCCCGGUGGACGGGCCGGGGCGUCGGGAAGAGCCGGGUCCCGAUCCCGCCCCCGCCCCUCGGCGGCCGUGAGGCCUCGGGCGAGUCGCCUGCCGUUGUCUCGUUGAGGUGGUGGUCCCCUCGGGUUCCGUCUCCUGCCACGGUUCCCGGCCGUCCGUCGCCCCCGAUCAGACCGCGAGCCCCUCGGAGGGCGGGGACCGUCUCUGUCUGUGACCGAUCCGUCCGUCCCGGGCGCGCGGUGCUCUGCACGUGGUGAGCGCUCGACGGAUACCGGCCAACGAACGAACGACCUCUCCCGGCCUCGGUCACCUCGCCUCUAAAAUGGGGAGGGAGCCCGGGCGUCCCACGGGGGACGGGGGCCGCGUCCGACCCGACUGCCCUCCGCCUGUCCCGGCGCUCAGCGGAGGGCCCGGCGCGGAACAGAUGGGGCAGAGGAAAACAAGCCGGCGGGAGAAUGGGGGCUGGCGGGUUCUCGGGCCGCAACCCCCGCUCCGACGGAUGGACGCGGGCGGGCCUCCUUCCGCUCGGGAGAACUGAUUCCGAGCGUCGAUCCCGCCGACGGCCCCGUCUGCCGGAUUAGUCGAGCGCCCGGCGCCUCCGGGGUCCGUGGGGCGUUUCGCGGCGGUCUGGGGGGAUCCCGAAGCCUCGCCGUCGGUGACGCCGUCGAUGUUCUUCCCCUUCCGCCGCAGGCCUGGAUGUCGAGUUCACCGGCUUACGGUCCAGCUCCUCCCCGGGCCGGCGGCCCAGCCUCUUCGAUUCGCCGGCCGAGUGGUACGCGAAGACCCGGCCCGACAUCCGUCUCUUCACGGCGUGUCAGAUCGGUCUGUCCGUGUUUGCUGGCGGAGAAGGAAAUUCCAACAAGUAAGUGGAAGGGGCUUUCUCUCAAGCCCGUUGACGUUCGCCUGUGGCCGCACGAGCGUUCUGCCGUAGUCUUGGAGUCGCGGCGUUAUCUCCUAGCGCUUCGUACUUGCACCCGGUACGAGGCCCAUUCGUAUAACUUCUUCCUCUUCCCUACCACGUUUGGGAUUCUGGACUCUCAGAUCUCCUUUCAGGCCUCGAGUAUUGAGUUCCUGAAUCGCUACGGUUUUGACUACAAUAAGUUUCUCAAAAACGGGGUCCCGUAUUUAAACGAGGAGCAGGAGGAGAGAAUUCAGCAAGCCCUCCUCUCCGGGAACUGGAAGGUUCGGAGAACCGUAGACAGAGACCAGCUGAAGGCGGUGAUCGGCGAGGUGACCCGGUGGUUGGCGCUGGCACAGGACGGGGACCGGAUGACCCUUCGCGGCGUAACCGGGUUCCAGGUCUUCAACAUCCAGCUGGUGCUGAGGCAGGCCCUCCCUGAUGUUUGGACGUUCCCGAAAGACCGGGAGAUAGUGGUUCAGAAAGUGAGCCGGGAGCAUCGCUGGUGCCUGGAAAACUCUCCUCAGGAUCCCUGCCGAAAGGAGUCGAUCCUCCUCUCUGCGAGGGGCUUCUCCGUCCUUUUCCGGAUGCUCGCGGAAGCCCGAAAGCCUCUGGUGGGCCACAACAUGCUGAUGGAUCUCCUGUUCCUUCACGAGAAGUUCUACAGACCCCUUCCAGAGAGCUACGAGCAGUUUAAACAGAACGUCCACGGCCUGUUUCCGGUCCUCGUAGACACCAAGAACGUGACCAACGCCAUCUGGAAGGAGCUGAACUUUCCUCGAGCUUCAAAUCUGUUCGACGCUUAUGAAAUCCUGAGCAGCGACUUGAAUCCCACCAACGGCUCCGGCCCGGAAAUCACCCACGCCAGCGAGUGCCUCAAGUACGUGGAUUCCAAGUAUCCCCACGAAGCGGCGUACGACGCCUUUCUUUGUGGCUCAGUCUGUCUGAAGGUGGCUCACUUGCUGCUCCACAGAGAAGCAGGGAGCGAGGCGAGGCCCGAGCCCUCUUUCCCCACGUAUCUUGAAGUGCUGACUCCCUACCUGAAUCAGGUGAAUCUCAUCCGAGGUGGCGUCUCCAAAAUUAAUUUCCCCGGGCCGGAUGGCCCCGGCAACCGGCCGCCCGUCCUGAUCGUCAAAGUCCGGAGGUGGCCCGGGGUGGACGAAGAGCAGAUCUACCACGAGUUCAAGGACUGCUGCGUGUUCGACGUCCGCAGGCUCGGCCGAGACCAGUUCCUUCUGAUGACCAACAAGUUCAAGAACGUGGGGAUCGUCUUGAGGGACUACAGGAGUCACCCCGAUCUGCAGGUGGCCCUGUACCGAUACUGGAGGCAUUCACCACUCGUCAACUGCACGCUCCAGAUUUGCGGGAUUGUCACCGCUUGGGCCCUUGUUGCCUUUAUCCUGGGAAGAUCUCCACGGGCGUGCUAGUGCCACGGGUUUUGGAAGAUUUCUCUCUCUCCCUCGGUUCUGUCCAAGAAGGCCAUCUUCCGUUUUUGGAAUGGCCCGCUGCGCUCGGACAAGCUUGAACAGUGGGAGAACACGUUGGACCGAACGUCUUCGCCAAGGUGGAAGAAAGGAAGGAAAGUACCGGCCCGCUGUCUUCUGUUCCCUGGCCCCACCUCCUUAAUUCCCGUAACUUUCUUUUGCACUGUUAUGCAAGUGUAGUGCUGCGUUGGUAGCGGCUCGUGUGUGCUACACGACCGUCGAGAUGGCCGACGUGUGAUUUCCGUCGUUGAGAGGAGAUGAAGAAAAGCUAGAGGGCAGUGCGGGUUGGGUUUUGUUAAAGCUUUUCCUAAACAGAUUUAAUAAAGUUACUCUGGUCAGA
Messenger RNA from Ornithorhynchus anatinus (platypus), 2839 nucleotides. It is a transcript of the gene PNLDC1, whose product is annotated as PARN like, ribonuclease domain containing 1. Gene Ontology annotation, biological process: nuclear-transcribed mRNA poly(A) tail shortening. Gene Ontology annotation, molecular function: RNA binding; poly(A)-specific ribonuclease activity. The transcript has 18 exons. Gene Ontology annotation, cellular component: cytoplasm; endoplasmic reticulum. NCBI's taxonomy places the organism in Eukaryota, Metazoa, Chordata, Mammalia, Monotremata, Ornithorhynchidae. The coding region runs from base 814 to 2442 and encodes 542 amino acids. The record is from RefSeq and is a predicted model, not a curated record.